Molecule: messenger RNA, 654 nt
Organism: Nicotiana attenuata
Lineage: Eukaryota; Viridiplantae; Streptophyta; Magnoliopsida; Solanales; Solanaceae
Exons: 1
Coding region: 1-654 (217 amino acids)
Source: RefSeq, a predicted model, not a curated record
AUGAAUGUAGCUGGUCCAAACCUAAUCAUUAUAAUUUCUUACGCUACCAAUGCCCACGCAAUAUGGAUUGAUCUGCAAGAGGGAUUUGACAAAGUAAAUGAUACUCGUUGCUACAAUUUACACAAAGAAAUUGCUACUCUAAGUCAAGGUACUUCAUCUGUUUUUGUUUAUUGUUCCAAGCUUAAGGACCUUUGGAAUGAAGCAAAGGCUCUAGUGUCCAGUCCUGGUUGUGAUUAUGUCAAAUCUAGGGGUUUUAUUGUGCAUCUACGCAAACAGAAAUUGUAUCAAUUUUUUAUGGGCUUAAAUGACUCCUACUCACAAACUCGCAGUCAAAUUCUUAUGAUAAAGCCAAUACCCUCUAUAAUUCAAGCCUAUGUUAUGCUAGUCAGUGAUGAGAGUCAAAGAACCGUGGCAGCCACUGCUGGUAUUUUAGGUCCUCUAUCUAAUGUACACUAUGAGUCAACUGCAUUAUACAAUUCUAAACCACUGGCAAUCAAAAGUUCAGGAAGAAUUACAACAUACAUUAUGAAUUCUGCAAACUUAAAGGAGACAACAAAGAAAACUGCUAUAAAAUUGUUGGUUACCCGCUCGACUUUAAGCAUAAGAGGAAAGAGGGAGCAUCUACCACAGCUGCUUACACUGUCUUCUCAGUGA